GAGGGGGACAAACGGGUGUCCUCCUUACUUCUGUCAUGUCUUUAUUCGGAUAAAAAAAGAAGAUUUGUGUCUCUGGACGAGCUUUGAGAAGCCCUGUGAAUGAAAUUGGAACUCCUUCGCUUCGUAUAAUGUAAUGACACAAUAUGGACGAACUCCCCUGGAGCAGAUAAAGAGUGAAGGAUAGAGGAAGCAAGAGAAGACGGAGGCAUUUCAACAGAGAGAAGGUACUUAUCGCCGACGUACACCGCACGUCAUGUCCACCUCGAUAAAGCAGGAGAGAACCAUUUGCGUUCUCCUCCCCAACAAAGACCAGCUGGACAUCGCUGUCGGGCCAAAGUCCACGGGGCAGGAUGUUUUUAAUCGUGUGGCAGAGCUUCUUGGAAUCAAAGAGCUGCACUUCUUUGGCCUCACAGUGGUGAAGGACAAUGAGCACAUAUUUUUAGACAUGGAGGAGAAACUGACUAAGUACUUUCCUAAGGAAUGGAAGCAAGAUUCAGGAAAGGACAAAAAGGCAGAGAGAGGAACGGCGUUGCUCGGUCUGACCCUGCGAGGAAUGCAGGUUUAUCAGGAGGUGAACAACCUGCGACAGCUGCUUUAUGACUUCCCCUGGUCAAAUGUGGGACGUCUCACUUUCCUGGGUAAGAAAUUCGAGAUCCAGCCAGAUGGCUUGCCAUCCGCCAGAAAGCUGGUUUACUACACUGGGUCAUCAUUCCGCUCUCGCCACCUCCUCCUGCACUUGAGCAGCAGCCAUCGCAUCUACCUCAGCCUCCAGCCUGCCCUCAAACACCUACGCCAGCUGGAGGAGAGCGAAGAGAAAAAACGUUACAGAGAGUCAUACAUCAGUGAUGACCUGGACUUGGACCCGCCAGGCAGUGAGAGCAGCCCCGGCCUGUCCCGACACUCCACCAGCAGCUCUGGAAUCGAAGCUGACGCCCGCCAGCACAGCAUCUCCACAGAGAUGGCCUCCAUGGAGGAAGAAGGUCAACGGCGAGCAGAGAAGUGUUUCAGCUCAGCGGCCAGCCAUGGCAGCUCCUGCACCUCUGGGUUUGACACAGGCAGUAAGGCUCGAAUAGAAGAUGAGGGGUGGCAAGAGGAAGAGAUCAAGACCAGUGUUGGAAGCCCAAAGGAGGUUCUCGUGGAUGAUCCUGAUGAGAUGUUCCAGUUAGCUGAUCUUCUUGAAGGGGUGUCAGUGGAUUGUGGAGAACUCUCCUUACAGACUCACUCACCAGUGGGCUCUACAGAAAACAAAGUGUGCCUCCCAGCCAGUGAUGAAGAUCUUGGGAAAUUGCGUAACAAGGAUAUGUUAAAACAGAUGCAGAAAUCUAGGACACAAGUUUGUGUGGAUCGGCACAGCCACAGUCUAGAUGAUGUACGUCUGUUCCCACCUCCGGCCCCCCUGGGGACGACACUGCCACCUGAUUCCUCCCACAGCUAUACCUUUGGGCUCCCAGAUGUCUCAACAAACAAAAAGACCCCUGUUGAUCACACUCAUUAUUCCCUUUUGCACUGCCAAGCCAAACCUUCUUUCUAUGGCCGCAGGUCUACCAACUGCCUGUCCCUGGACAUGUUAGGUGAUGAACAGUUCCUAGAAUUCAUACUUUGAACAUGUCAAGCAUCUACAAAUACGCCUGUUCUCUUCUUUUACAUACAGUGCAACUUAAUUUGUAGGUUGCCAAUGCAUGAAUGUCUCAGUGUUUUCUGCGAGGGGACGAUGACAGCCGAGGGAUGUGUGUGUGCUUCAGAUUACAGAGAGACUUCUCAUUCUUCUUAGAAGUGCUGUGGAUUAUGUGACAGCACCAUCUCAAUCAGUAAACAGAGCAUAUUUAUAAAUGUUGUAUAUUGUGUACAUACUACUUGCACUAUUUUAUUACAUUUCAUUUUCUCUGAGUAAGAACAUUUUCAAUCAAUUUUAUUGUCUUUUUGUAAAGUUCACAUCUUUUGUAAAGUUCUUUCAUUUUACGAAAUAUUGGAAUGGGUAAGGUUUGACAUUUUUAAGCCAUGCAGUCGGGCUGCAUUGGACAUUCAUAAAAUGGGAAUUACUUUCCUUUCCAUUUCCAUUUGCUAAUGUAAACACUUCCUUGUUUUAUUCAGAAGAAUUUCCAGAAGCCACAGUGCUAAUGUUUGUGCUACUGUAUUCUGUCUUCUUUUUUUUAAAAAAAAUCUUAUUUUAUCAUAUACUCUAUUUUUGUAUAGUGUGCUCUGUCAUGCUUUUCCUAUUAGUCUGCCACAGCAAUGUAGCUGCCGAUGUGGAAAAUUGAACCUCUUUACAGCUGGUAAUGCAUUCAUCCAAAGCUUCCCCAUUCUAUACUCUCCUCCUGCUGUCGUAAUUACAACUGAAAAGUAUUAUUUGUAUAGCACUAUUUCUGUAACCAGCAAGUGUAUAAUGAAUCUGCAGUAUUUUUGUAUUAUGUAACCCCCAAACAAAGAGACCCUCUGUCGGGGUUCUCUCGGACAUUAUUUUCACUGUUUUGUAAAUGAUAAUUGCUAUGCAAAAGAACUGACGUCUUUAGCCAGCAUGAACUCACUCAUCAUUAAGCACAUAAAAAGUCUUACUCAAGGCCAAUAAUGUACGAACAACUUUCAGUGUUAAUCCACAAUACUGAGUGAGUCAUUUUUAUCUGAAGCAAUGUUUUUUUAUCAUAGUCAAAAUAAAUUCUUAAUGCUACU
Morone saxatilis (striped sea-bass) is the source of this 2667-nucleotide messenger RNA. RefSeq lists its product as uncharacterized. NCBI's taxonomy places the organism in Eukaryota, Metazoa, Chordata, Actinopteri, Moronidae. Gene Ontology annotation, cellular component: cytoskeleton; cytoplasmic side of apical plasma membrane. Gene Ontology annotation, biological process: positive regulation of hippo signaling. The record is from RefSeq and is a predicted model, not a curated record.